Dicrocoelium dendriticum is the source of this 813-nucleotide messenger RNA. Lineage: Eukaryota; Metazoa; Platyhelminthes; Trematoda; Plagiorchiida; Dicrocoeliidae. The record is from the annotation of a GenBank genome assembly.
AUGAACUUUACUGGGAGGCCCACCAAGCGUCCCCUACGAUUGGCAACGGAGAAAUUGUCUCAGUCCUUGGUCAGGCAAGCUUAUCACGAAGCACUGCAAACCGAACUUCCGCUGUAUUGUCCUAAUUACACUGAGCUCCAGAGGAAUAGGAUCUCGGCCGCCAUGCAUGACGCAGGAUCAUCUGCUCGUGGCAGUGUCAAUCGUCACCGCACCAGUCACUGGAUAUCCGAGAGUGCGGAACGCGAAUCUCGGAUUAGGGAAGAGCAGGCAGGUUUCCGCCCAGGACGUGGCUGUAUAGACCAGGUGCUAGAGCAGCGCCACGCCCGCCGCAGACCGACAAUAGCUGUGUUCCUCAAUUUCAACAGUGCGUUCGAUUCAGUCGAUCGAUCGAUUCUGUUCGACAUACUUGCGCGGAAUGGUGUUCCCACGAAAUAUGUGAACAUCUUUCGUGCUCUAUACUCGAACACUACAAGCCGCGUCAGGGUCUACGGUGUCCUACCGGAUAGCUUUCCGACCACAAGUGGCGUUCGUCAAGGAUGUCCGAUUUCCCCGUUUUUGUUCAAUUUCGUCGUGGAUUCUAUCAUGGAGUGUUCCCUUGCGGAAUCACACGAUGUAAGCGUUGAAGUGUUUCCUGGGGAAAGGUUAGUUGAUCUAGAUUAUGCGGACGAUAUCGUCUUGCUUUUCGACGAUGCUGCAAUGGCACAAUCAACCCUGAAUAGCCUGUCCAGAGUGGUCCCAUUAUUUGGUAUGCACUUCGCACCUUCAAAGUGCAAAGUGUUGCUGCAUGACCAUCAGCCAUUUGAUGCCCCUUGA